Molecule: messenger RNA, 824 nt
Organism: Danio aesculapii
Lineage: Eukaryota; Metazoa; Chordata; Actinopteri; Cypriniformes; Danionidae
Gene: hspb1
Product: heat shock protein, alpha-crystallin-related, 1
Exons: 3
Coding region: 113-721 (202 amino acids)
Biological process (GO): response to heat; protein refolding
Molecular function (GO): protein folding chaperone
Source: RefSeq, a predicted model, not a curated record
AUGGGAGUGUCCUCCACAAACUCCUCUUAUAAAGUCUUAGCCUCAUGCAAACAAUCAGAACACGCACACUCUGAACCAAGCCGAAAAACAACUCUUCGAAACUUCAGCAGCAAUGGCUGAGAGACGCAUCCCAUUCACUUUCAUGCGCAGCCCGUCCUGGGACCCGUUUCGGGACUGGUAUCAGGGCAGCAGACUCUUCGAUCAGUCUUUCGGGAUGCCUACUUUAUCCGAGGAGAUGUUGACGUUUCCCAGCACACACUGGCCGGGGUAUAUGCGACCUUUCGGACAGCCGGAUGUUGCUGCUUUAAUGCAGGGCCCGCCGGUGCCCCCUAUGAUGCCACCUAUGAUGGCCCCGAAUUACGGACGGGCACUUACUAGACAGCUGAGCUCUGGGAUGUCGGAGAUCAAGCAGACCGGAGACUCCUGGAAGAUCAGCCUGGAUGUCAAUCACUUCGCCCCCGAGGAGCUGAACGUCAAAACCAAAGACGGGGUGCUGGAGAUCACGGGCAAACAUGAGGAGAGAAAGGAUGAACAUGGCUUCGUUUCCAGAUGCUUCACCAGGAAAUACACUCUGCCCUCUGGUGUGGACUCAGAGAAGAUCUGCUCCUGCCUUUCUCCAGAAGGAGUCCUGACUGUCGAAGCUCCGCUGCCCAAACCUGCCAUCCAGGCCUCUGAAGUCAACAUCCCUGUCAACAAGACCACCGUCAGCACCACGAAAUAAACCCAGAGAUUAAUCAAUCAAAUAAAUUAACAAAUGAGAGACCGAUGCCUACAUGUAAACAGCAAUGUCAAUAUGCAAGUCAAUAAAGGGUUACCAACUGUUA